Brachypodium distachyon (stiff brome) is the source of this 1598-nucleotide messenger RNA. RefSeq lists its product as uncharacterized. NCBI's taxonomy places the organism in Eukaryota, Viridiplantae, Streptophyta, Magnoliopsida, Poales, Poaceae. The transcript has 3 exons. The record is from RefSeq and is a predicted model, not a curated record. Bases 100 to 1332 code for a protein of 410 amino acids.
UCUGCGCUUCUUCCGCAGCACGCCACCCAUCCCAUCCACUCCACAUCACACCACACCACGCUCCGCUGCCAGUCCACCACCGCCCCCAUCCCCGGUCAGAUGGCGCCUCCGUCUUCUUCGUCGUCGGCGUCGUCGUGGGUCAUCCUGGGCAGCAUCCCGCGCGUCUCCAACCUCCCGGCGGACGAGGGCGACGUCUCCGUCGCGCUCGCGGCGCCGCCGCGCGUCUCGAUCCUCACCGUCUCCCCGCGCGUCUUCCCGGCUCGCCCCACGCCCCACUACUUCCCCUUCGUCCUCGCCGCCGACCCUUCCGGCUUGCUCCUCCUCCAGGCCAACCAGGGCUGCCCGGCCACCCGUGAAGUCGUCGACCACCCCGGCCACCAGUCCUCCUGCUGGAAGUUCAGCAAGCCGCACUACUUCGUCCUCGACGCCGCCACCUCCUCCUCCGCGUUCCACCUCCCCGACCCCUCCAGGACCAACAUCCUGCACCAGGCCAUGCUCGGCCUUCUCGUCUCCCCUGCCGGCGCCGGCCACUUCAUGGUCGCGGAGCUCCGGCCCAUCAUCGGCAGCGACAAAGCCGAUCUCCUCUGCUUCUCCACAGAGGUCGGGGAGUGGGUGGAGAAACCCGUGCAUUACCCGCUCCCGCCGCGCCCGCUGGCUCCCAUCGGCGUGGUCUCGCACCAUGGCAGGCUCUGGUGGGUCGACCUCUCAUGGGGCGUCAUCCACUGCGACCCCUUCGCCGACCACCCGGUCCUGGGCUUCGUCCCGUUCCCGCCGGACAGGGUGCUCGAGUGCAGGGAAGGGUGGGGAGUCAGCGACAACUACCGUUGCGUGGGGGUGAGCGGCGGCAAGCUGCGGUUCGUGGACACGUUCAUGAGCCGGCGUGCUGGCGGCGGCGCUCCGACCGUCAGCGUGUGGACUCUGGCCGAUCCAGACUCCAAUUUGUGGGCUCUGGAGCACGAGGCGACGUUCGCGGACAUCUGGGCCGAUGACAGCUACAAGGCCACCGGGCUGUCCAGGAAGAUCCCCACGCUUGCCACCAUCCACCCCAACAACCCCGCCGUGGUGUACUUCUUCCUGGAGGAGCACCUCUUCGGUGUGGACGUGCGUGCUCGCAAGAUCGUGGAGUGCGAGAUCUACGGCCUCGUUGCGCCGCCCAGCCUCUGCAUCGCCUCUCGCUUCGUUCGGCCUUGGGUGCUGCCGCGGGCACUCUCCUCUGCAGGGAACUGGUCUAAUGGCCUUUCCCCGGCUGAAAGUGCUAAUGCACGGCCAUACCAGCCAUCGCCUGGGGACUACCACUUGGUUGGAGAGAGCAGGCAGACAUUCAUUGGAUGAAUUGGAGGAAGCAAGUGUUUUUGGCUAACAGUCUCCUACCUAGGCGUAGUACUGAACUCAAGUUAUGGAGUGAUCUCAGGGGAUAGGCAUGAUACCUUCUUACUGUCCUGGUGGCGAUGUGGCAUGCGUGUUUUGGCAUCGUGACGCAAAUGAAUGCAGCUCAACAGGUCUCCUUUGUUUUAUGUCUGAUCGAUUAGAUGGUGAAAUGCUGCUGGACCACUACUAUGUAUCGGUUACUUGCUUAUUAUUAUUCCUAGCUUCUUGGA